GGAGAUGAAGUUCUUCAGAAGAUGCUGCCUGUGAUUACAGCAACUAGAUCAGCUGAGUUGUGGGAUUGUGGUGUCACAGAUGAAGGUUGUGCUGCUCUGGCUUCAGCUCUGAGACCAAACCCCUCACACCUGAGAAAAAUGCAUCUGUCUGGGAAUAAACUAGGAGACUCGGGAGUGAAGAUGAUUUCUGCUGUACUGGAGAAUCCUCACUGUAAACUGGAGGAUCUGGGGUUCAGUAAUUGUGGUGUCACAGAUGAAGGUUGUGCUGCUCUGGCUUCAGCUCUGAGAUCAAACCCCUCACACCUGAGACAACUGAAUCUGUCUGGGAAUAAUCUAGGAGACUCGGCAGUGAAGAUGAUUUCUGCUGUACUGGAGAAUCCUCACUGUAAACUUGAGAAGCUACAGUAA
Molecule: messenger RNA, 408 nt
Organism: Megalobrama amblycephala (Wuchang bream)
Lineage: Eukaryota; Metazoa; Chordata; Actinopteri; Cypriniformes; Xenocyprididae
Product: ribonuclease inhibitor-like
Exons: 3
Coding region: 22-408 (128 amino acids)
Molecular function (GO): protein binding
Source: RefSeq, a predicted model, not a curated record